Molecule: messenger RNA, 273 nt
Organism: Phaedon cochleariae (mustard beetle)
Lineage: Eukaryota; Metazoa; Arthropoda; Insecta; Coleoptera; Chrysomelidae
Source: the annotation of a GenBank genome assembly
AUGUCGACGACAGGCAAAAUACCACCGAUCACCAUGAGCAAAUUGUAUGUGGGAAAUUUGCCGAACGAAACCAGUGAAAAUGGUCUUCGGCAACUGUUCCUGGAACAGACGUUGUCUUGCACGAACAUUUUAAUAAAACGUGGAGGAUAUGCUUUUGUUGAUUGCCCUGAUCAAUCUUCAGCGGAUAGGGCGAUUGAUAAGUUGAAUGGUUUUGGUUACAAUGGAACGACUUUGGUAGUUGAACCGUCAGUGGCUUCUGGAAAGAAAAAGUGA